CAGGACCGUGCCCGUGGCUGCUUUCGCAGGGCAGCACAGGCUUGUCUGACAUCCCUAGCCAUUCGGCGUAGAAAGACCAGGAUCAUGCCAGCUGAGGUCAUAGCACAGCCUGACCCCACGCCGAGUGAGCUCAAGCCAGACCCUGAUGUCGGCACCGUGUCAGCUGAUGGCACAGGAAACUGUGACAGCGCGGUGACCAAUGACGGGACCAACUCCAACACCGCACUGCCUGAGCUCACCGCAGAGGCUGACGGUGCAACAACUGAGGGCGUCGCAGACACUGAGAGCACACCCGUGCAGUGCCUGUCCGAUGCUCCCAGUUGGGACGUUCUUGGGGACGGAGUUGUCUCUGUUCAAGAAGCCAUGGAGCCACACAGAGGCAUGGAGCAGAGACCUCCCAGCGUGCCCAAGCAGGCCUGGGUGAAGGAGGAGGAGGAGGAAAGCCCUGGGCCUGCCCCAGCACAGCAGCCUGCAGAGGUGGAGCAGUCCCAGCCCCUGCAGGAGGAUCCAGGCCGGGACAGCGGUGCGGACACCAACAGCAGGCCCACUCAGAGCGGGAAUGAUGCUCCCCCUCAGGAUGUUUCUGAGGAGAAUGGUGUCUCUGAUGCAAAGCAAGUUCCAGCCUUCGUCAGGAACGUGCACCAGAGACUGACAGGCAGUGCGACUCCAGAAGAAAAGCUGCUGUUGGACUUUCUGAGGGUGACUGAUGAACACCCUGCUGAUGCUGUGGUGACCCUCCUGCACUGUGCCCCAUCAUGUGACAGAGCUGCUGCCAUCAUGUGGAGAACCAUCACCUCAUCGGGAAGGACAGUGGUGAAGGUGCUGCCACAGCUGCUCUGUGUGAUGGAGGACUGGCCACUGCACAGCAUGUCCGCCUCUGACGGGGACAAAACGGAUGUCUUUGCACUGGCUGCAACCAGGGUGAUCUGGGAGAUUCUGCAAAUGUUCCGGUUCCCAGAGUCAUGGAUAGAGUAUUCCCCCCAUCUCCUCGUGGCUCUGCUCUUCCAAAUUCUCGUCAGCACAGAGCAGACGCCAGAGGAGGUCAACACCUUCUGGAGGGGAUGCCGGCAGCAACACAACCUUCCCACCGAGCCCAACAGGUUUGCGUUGCUGACCCUGAAGGCCCUGCUUUGCCAUCUGGAGUGUGAGGAAGUUGUGGUUUCAAUGGAACGCAAGUGCGGCUGGGACACGCUCCUCAGCGCUGACACCCACCACUACGCGGUGGGUCUGCUGGCCAGGGAGAUGAGCCGUGUCUCCGGCCCCUUGUGUUCCCGGAUCACACUCCACCUGCUGGAGCUGCUGAGCAGGGAGGAGCCCCACUUGGAGCUCCUCACCCUGGCAUUCCUUGUGGAGGUGCCUGGACAUGAGUGACUGGGGAGAGAGCAUUCUGCAGAGCCUUUCAAGGCACCUCCGGAGUGGGUGCCCAGAGAGGCGGCGCCUGGCGCUCCGAGGCCUCCUGGUGCUGAGCCAGGA
Messenger RNA from Chiroxiphia lanceolata (lance-tailed manakin), 1473 nucleotides. Its product is annotated as maestro heat-like repeat-containing protein family member 9. Bases 85 to 1371 code for a protein of 428 amino acids. Gene Ontology annotation, cellular component: cytoplasm. NCBI's taxonomy places the organism in Eukaryota, Metazoa, Chordata, Aves, Passeriformes, Pipridae. The transcript is spliced from 10 exons. The record is from RefSeq and is a predicted model, not a curated record.